Hibiscus syriacus is the source of this 1294-nucleotide messenger RNA. RefSeq lists its product as uncharacterized. Lineage: Eukaryota; Viridiplantae; Streptophyta; Magnoliopsida; Malvales; Malvaceae. Bases 310 to 1140 code for a protein of 276 amino acids. The transcript is spliced from 2 exons. The record is from RefSeq and is a predicted model, not a curated record.
UUCUCCUCUAUUAUAUUUCUGUCUGUGCUAUCUCUCUUCACAUCCUUCAUUUCUCUCUCUUUUAGGUUUCGUUUCUUUUACUUCAAAAUCAAAGAACUCAAAGCUUCUCCGAGUUUUUGGAGAUAGUAGGAACGUGAUGACAAUGCAAACACUGAUAAAAGACGAAAAAACUAACUAGUUUUAGGUGUUUAUUGAUAUUUUGAAAGGGGAUUGUCUGCUACAUAGCAUUUUAUCCUACACAAGUUCAGUUUUUCAGGCAUUUGAAGCAGAUGGGUUGAAAGGGUUUGAUAAUAUAGGUUUUGGAGCAAUAUGGCUAUUGCUGGUCUACACAAUAUUUCUGUGCUUGGAAAUUCCUUCCUAAGGGAGUCUCAAUCUCAAACGUCAAGAAGUUGGGGAAAUGGUAGCACCCGAGCAUCCUCACUCCUGCAGAUGUGGCGGGAGCAUGAAGAUGAGCAUGUGGUGAGUCAUGCUCAAGAGAGGGCUAGUGAAAGAAUUCUCCAACCAAGGAGUGAUGACCUCUUAGUGGCUGAUCUUUCUGAUAUUCGACACAGUGAACAUAGUGGUGUUUUAGAUGAUGUGAGUGUGAGUGAGAAUGAGUUUGGACAAUGGUUGCCAGAUCAAUUUAGGUUGCAGAAUGGGAAUGGGGAUUCAAAUAAUCUUAAUUUUGAACAUUUGUCUGAUUUGGGGGAGGUUGAAAGGGAAAGGGUAAGGCAAAUUUUUCGGGAGUGGAUGAACAGUGGUGGCAGGGACCAUACAUCUAAUGUUUCCCGUAGAAACAACAGUUCGAGAGCUCAGUGGCUUGGAGAAACUGAGCAAGUGAGGGUCAGAAUUAUAAGGGAGUGGAUGCAAAUGAACAGUCAGCAGAGAGGUGCUUGUAUUGAUAGUAGAGAAGAGCAAGCUGCUGAUGUUGGUGGUCAAAUUGAACGAGUUCUGGAUGGAUUGGUGGUUAACCAGAAUGAAGGCUGGACCGAGCAUGUGCGAAGGGGAAUUCGUAAAUUAUGUGGCCGACAAGUCCUGCUUGAUAUGCUUAAAAAUGCUGAAAGAGAAAGGCAAACUGAGCUCCAGGGCUUGUUGGAGCAUCGGGCUGUAUCAAAUUUUGCCCAUCGCAACCGCAUUCAGGUAGAUGCAUAUAAAGUGUAGCUAUUUUUAGGAGGCUAUUGUCUUUAUUCGUUCAAAUGUUGUCCAUGUUCUUCCAAUUUUGCCAGUAAAGGCACCUUCCUCCCUCCCAUAUUUAAGGUAGAUGCUGAUUUGGUAGUUUCGGUGUUAUAGAUUCACAUAAUGGAGCUGCGUCUUG